AUGGCCCCCGUUGGAGUGCUUUUGUGGCGCUCCCUCAAGGCUUACCAGGUCUUUGGUGCCAACACCGACGUUGGCAAAACUAUCUUUACUACAUUGCUGUGCAAUGCCAGCCGGAGAUUCCGACCUGAUGAACAAAUCUCUUUUCUAAAGCCGGUUUCCACCGGUUCAGUAGACGAGGCGGAUGACGGCCAUAUCAAGAAGUUUGCUUCGCAGACCUCGACAAAAACCCUAUUUCAGUUUGAAGAUCCCGUUAGUCCCCAUCUUGCCGCUACGAUAUCAAAGCAGUCCACUCCCGCCGAUCAUGUCGUCCUCGAGACAAUCCGCCAUCAUGCCGCAAGUCGCGCCUUAGACGGCCCUGGCUGGUUAUUCCUCGAAACAGCCGGCGGUGUUCAUUCCCCGGGUCCUUCAGGAACCACACAAGCCGAUCUCUACGCGCCACUUCGGUUACCCGUCGUCCUCAUUGGCGACUCCAAGCUCGGAGGUAUUUCGCAAACCAUCUCAGCAUUCGAGUCGUUACGGAUCCGCGGCUACGACAUCGAAUCUGUAUUGCUUUUUGAGAACGGCCACUACGACAACCAUUCGUAUCUUUCUGAGUACUUUGCCGGCGAACAUGGAAUCUCCGUGGAGGCUUUCCUACCUCCACCGCUCAGAGUAUCGGAUAGGGAUUCAGACAUCGCUGCUAUGAUCGAGUACUACGAGAAAGCAAGCUCUACGGAAAAGGCCCGCUCCGUCGUCGACAAUCUCGAAAGCCGUCACAAAGACCGGAUCUCACGCAUCGAGGCGAUGGCGAGCGAGGCUUACGACACGAUAUGGUACCCGUUUACUCAACACGGUCGUCUCUCGCCUUCGCGCAUUACAACAAUAACCUCCGCCCAUGGCGACUACUUCCAGACUCUUGUACCCAACAGCUCCAGUAACCCGUCAAGCCAGUCGUUAUUGCAACCUACAUUCGAUGGUUCCGCUUCUUGGUGGACGCAAGGCCUCGGUCACGCCAAUCCAAAGCUCACGCUUGCAGCCUCGUACGCCGCCGGUCGGUACGGACACGUCAUGUUUGCCGAAACGAUCCACGAACCCGCGCUCGAGCUCGCGAAAACGCUUCUGGAGACCAUGAACAAUCCCAGGUUCUCGAGGGUCUUUUACUCGGAUAACGGAAGUACGGGCAUGGAAGUCGCCGUGAAGAUGGCGCUACGAGCCACGCGAGAGAGGUACAACUUGGAAUCUGGCGACAAACUCCACGUCCUUGGUUUGAGGGGUAGCUAUCAUGGUGACACGAUGGGCGCCAUGGAUUCGACUGAGCCUUCUGUGUAUAACGAAAAGGUGGAGUGGUACGACGGAAAGGGUUAUUGGUUCGACUAUCCCACCGUGAUAUGUGACAAUGGUAGCUGGCAGGUGCAAGUGCCGAGGUCCCUCGAAGGACAUCUGGGAGCAACCCAGGAGUAUGGCUCAAUGUCGGAGAUCUUUGACAUUAAUCGACGAAGGCAGUCUGAAGUAUACCGAAGCUAUGAGAGCUACAUCCGUACCUCUCUGGAGAGGCUGGUUAGAGAGGGACGUAGAUUUGGUGCGCUCGUGAUGGAGCCAUUGGUUCUUGGCGCCGGGGGGAUGAUUAUGGUGGAUCCUCUCUUCCAACGGGCAUUCGUCGACGUGGUUCGAAACUCGGCCGAUAUCUUCAGCGAAGGAGGUCCGACUUCCGAGGACCCAGACCCUCAAGCCUGGACGGGCCUUCCAGUCAUCUUCGACGAAGUUUUCACGGGCCUCACUCGCCUUGGUCCGCUCUCGAGCUCCUCGUUUCUCGGUGUCGGCCCCGAUAUAUCUGUCCACGCUAAGCUAUUGACCGGUGGAUUGGUCCCUCUAUGCGCUACGCUCGCCUCGACAAGCAUUUUCAAGGCAUUCGAGAGCACUGACAAGACCGACGCGCUUCUCCACGGCCAUAGUUAUACCGCGCAUCCUAUCGGGUGUCAGGUCGCACUGGAGUCCGUAAAAGAGCUGCGGAGGAUCGAAGAGGGGAGUACCUGGGACUGGGCGAAGCAAUCAUGGAAGGAGGCCUCGGGGCAAGCCUCCAAGAAAGGACAGAGUGGACAUCGCCAACCGGUGGUCUGGUCCGCCUGGUCCGAGAGUUUUGUCAGCGAGGUUUCCAAGCAACCUCAAGUAUCUGGAGUUUGGGCCCUCGGCUCGGUGCUCGCGAUAUACAUGAAGGAUGCCGUAUCGGGAUAUACCAGCAACUCUGCGGCUAGAGUACAAGAGGCGUUGUCGAAGGGAGUUUCUUCGAGUGGAGAUGGCUCCUGGAACGUUCAUAGCAGGGUGCUGGGGAAUGUUUUGUACAUGAUGGCGAGCCAGACCACGAAGCGAGAGGACAUUGAACGCCUCGAAGGGUUGCUUAGAAAAGCAAUUGAGUAA
This is a messenger RNA of Scedosporium apiospermum, 2394 nucleotides long. Its product is annotated as Bifunctional dethiobiotin synthetase adenosylmethionine-8-amino-7-oxononanoate aminotransferase. The transcript has 4 exons. The record is from RefSeq and is a predicted model, not a curated record. NCBI's taxonomy places the organism in Eukaryota, Fungi, Ascomycota, Sordariomycetes, Microascales, Microascaceae. Gene Ontology annotation, biological process: biotin biosynthetic process. Gene Ontology annotation, cellular component: mitochondrion. The coding region runs from base 1 to 2394 and encodes 797 amino acids. Gene Ontology annotation, molecular function: pyridoxal phosphate binding; magnesium ion binding; ATP binding.